UAUAUUUUUUGUGUAUCGUACAUCCGGUUCUUUCGCAAGGCCCAUAAAAAGCGGAAAGACGCAUGCAUUUAGACGAACACGAUUACCCUUAGGUGAUUUUCCACGUUUGUGAUUAAAUAUCUGCCUUGGGGCUCAAAGAUGGGAGCUAGCACCUCCAAAUCUCCUUCUCCACUCGAACCUCAAGACGACUUCACGAAGAUUGACAACUAUACUGGAAGUUAUAAGGAUGGCAAGAGGCACGGAUAUGGGGUGUAUUAUUUUGCAAAUGGGGAUAUUUAUGACGGCCAGUGGAGGAAGGGACGAAAGGAAGGCUAUGGAAAAUAUGUAUUCGCUAAGGGAGAAAGUAAUAUUGGCUGGUUUUACAGGGAUGAAUAUGUUGGCAAAGAGCCAAAUAAAAAGCUUAGACGGAAAAUGAAAAAGAGAAAUAUGUCUAUUGAUGAGGAGGGACCAGAUCCGAUACCUAGGGACUCUUCUCUUGUCCACACGGAAACUACAAACAUCCAAGGUGCUGACUCUGAUAAAGAAGAUGAUUCCAUUCCCAAAUUGAAAGACCCUACUGGACUAGAUUUUCGUAGAGCAGAGAGUGUAAGGCGGCAAAAGUUCUACAGAGCAAAAUACAAUAUCCCAGAUAAAAACUCACCUGGAAAUGGAUGUGAGGCAAGAGACUCAGUACGUGCAAAAUGGGGCCUAUCUCGUAGCAAACCAAACUCCAAUGCUUCAUUCAAGGACAAAAGCAAAACCUAUGCUAAAGACCCGAAAUUACUUACAGCAGAGGAAGAAGCGGAGGAACGUCGCAAAAGCAAAAGGUUACGCGAGUCAAUUAGAGCAAAAUACAAAUUGCGUUCAUAAAUACUUAUAAAAGAUUCCUCAGUUAGCUUCCCUUUAGGGCAAUUACUGGUGUGUACCUAGGAUUUACUAAGGUCGUGGCAAUAUAACAUAUAUUCCAUAUUCACAAGCUCCAUAAUUUGUCAGUUCUUCCAUAAGAAAAUAUCACUUUUUGGUUGUAAGGGCACAAUACAAAGACAUAAUAAAGCUGAGGGGCAUGUCCAUGCCCACUACUGGUCAUUUCUUUAGAAGUGAAGCAGGAAAAGAAAACUUGGAAGUGGGGACAUAGCUCCGCUUGCCCCUACAGGUGUCACAACCCUGAAUGAAGGGUGCAAGUCCCCUGGGACCACUACUUGCCUAACUUGUCAUGCCAGUUUGAUGAAAUUCUUUGAAAUCUUAGAUAAUAUAAAUAUUUGUUGUCCAUAUCUUUAGGGUGCAGCAUUAUAAUAAAUAAAAUCUUAAAGGAUUAUAUUUUUAGAUGAGCUUUUUGUUGUGUAUUCCUGACGGUUCAUAAAGAAAAUUAUAUAAAAAAGUAAAUAAAAGCCCUAAAUAGCCUGC
Nematostella vectensis (starlet sea anemone) is the source of this 1383-nucleotide messenger RNA. RefSeq names its product junctophilin-1. The record is from RefSeq and is a predicted model, not a curated record. Lineage: Eukaryota; Metazoa; Cnidaria; Anthozoa; Actiniaria; Edwardsiidae. Bases 139 to 849 code for a protein of 236 amino acids. The transcript has 3 exons.